GGACAUCGAGCUGGUUGCCAGCGAAUGGGCAGUGGAUGCCGAAGAGAAGGACGCCCCUCUGCUGUGCGCGGCCUUGCAACCGCAAUGGAACAUGUGGCCGACUUGGUCGCCACCUGCACAGCGCAGCAGGAGGACAUCCUUUGCGUGGACACUCUGGUCAGGAAGCAGUCUCGACUUAUCAACGACCUGCUUGACCGGGCACGCCGGCUGGAACAGCAGCCUGCAGCAGCCACCCCCGCCAGACCCUCCAACUUGAUGGACCGCGUCAACGUCUUGGAAAUUGACGUCGGGAUGCUCAAGGACAGCGCUCAAGCGCUCAAGCGACAAAUAUUGCGGAUUGACCAGCAGAUUUGUGCUGCCGCAGCCAGUUCGACGGCGACCCUUCGCGAGAGCAUCCCGAAGUUUGACGGCAUGCUGAUCUUCUGCAAUGCAACGAAGACGGACCCGAUUCCAUGGUGGCGCCAGUUUGAGUUGAAGUCGGACAUUCACAAAGUUCGAAGGAAGCCAAACCCAACGACGAUCAAGUUGGCGGACGAUCGGACGCACGAUCGCUACAUCGAAGCCGUGCCGGUUUACUUCGCACCUCAUGCAUGCGAACCGGUGACAUUUGACGUCUUGGACACGGACUUCGACAUCAUUUUGGGGACGCCUUGGCUUGCAAGUGCGGAUCACAUGGUUAACUCCCAUCGACAAACACUUACCGUUCACGACGCCUUCGGCGCCGAGGUGCUGUGUACCAUUCCUCUUCUGCACCCUUCAAUACGGUGCCAAGUUGUAAUGACCAAGUCUUUUUGGGCCACUUGCGCUUACGAGCGGACCGACGAGAUAGGCCUAUGUUUUCUUCGGAUCGUCGCGGCGACCGAAUCUUCACCAACGGACUUGUCUUCGGACCCCCGAGUGGUGCGGUUACUCUACGAGUUCACUGACAUCUUCGAGUCUCCUACCGGUGUGGUGCCGGAUCGGCUGAUCUCCCACGAGAUCAUUCUUGAGGCCGGUGCCGUGCCGCCGAAAGGAUGCAUCUAUCGCAUGAGCGAGGAAAAGCUCGCGGUUCUCUGCGCGCAACUCGAUGAUCUGUUGGACAAGGGCUGGAUCCGCCCUAGCAGCUCACCAUACGGUGCGCCAGUUCUCUUCAUACGGAAGAAGAACAAGGAUCUUUGCUUGUGCAUUGACUACCGCAAGCUCAACGCACAAACCGUCACGAAUGCGGGACCUCUUCCGCGCAUUGACGAUCUUCUUGAGCGUUUGGGCAUCGUGGAAUUCUUUUCGAAUUUGGACUUGAAGUUGGACUAUCAUCAGAUCUCGAUCCGCCCGCAAGAUUGCUACAAAUCCGCGUGCAAGACGAGGUACGGGCAUUUUGAGUGGGUCGUUUUGCCGUUUGGCCUCACCAAUGCCCCAACAACUUUUCAAGCGGCAAUGACCAACGAGCUCCACGCUACGUUGGACCGGUUUAUGCUGGUCUACUUAGACGAUAUUCUCGUCUAUAGCCGAACCUUGGAGGAACACCUCGAGAACCUUCGACACGUGUUGGAAACGCUCCGUCUCGCCAAGUACAAGGCCAACCGCGACAAGUGUGAAUUCGUGCGUCAAGAGUUGGAGUACUUGGGGCAUUUCGUCACACCGUAGGGCAUCAGUUCGUUGUCGGACAAGAUCCAAGCCAUCUAAGAGUGGC
Messenger RNA from Chara braunii, 1669 nucleotides. The record is from the annotation of a GenBank genome assembly. Lineage: Eukaryota; Viridiplantae; Streptophyta; Charophyceae; Charales; Characeae.